GGGCCAUGGCCGCUGGCGCGAAUGACCGUUAUUGCGCCAGUCUUGGUCUCGAUCGAUGGACUGGUGCACCCGCAGCGCCGUCCGUCGCUCUCUCCGGACGAUAUUUCGCUGCUCAGCCUGCCCGAUCACAUUCUCCGGCAGAUCUUCCUGUGUCUGGAUCACCCCUGCGCGCUGACGCGGACUUGUCGGCUCUUUCGCGAUAUGGCCCGGAGCCGAUCAGGCAAGUCUCGCCCAUCGUUUGCCCUGCCGCCAUCGUCUGCGGGCUGCCCCGUCCAGCCGCCAUCAACAUCCUAUCGGUUCGUGGUGACCGGUCCCCGCGGCGUCGGCAAGACAGCAUUGAGCGUGCGCAUCGGACGAGGAAACAGCAACGGCGGCGAGCUGUUCCAUAAGCGCUGGAUUUGCGGCGCCCGAGACGUCCGGGUCUGCCUCUUGGACUACCACCGGGACGUUCUGCCAUGGACCCUCAUCCAGCAGCUCCGCACCUUCGAGGGCUUCAUCUGCACCUACGCCGUCGACUCGCGCGAUUCGUUUGAGAGAGCCAAGGACCAUCUGAUAUGGAUUCUGUGGCUGCGUCUGGCGGCUCCCACCAAAUCGGUUCCCAACUGGGUUUAUGACCGAGUCCGCCCGAAGAAUGCUCACCAGCAGCAGGCCGGAGAGCCAGUGCAGUCCAUCAGCCGCUGGCAGAGGCGCCUGACGGCCCUCAAAUCUGCCUUUCGGCAUCCGCUUGGCGGCCCUCUGGCAUGCCCGAUCCCGAUUAUCCUUGUGGCAUCAAAGUGCGAUCUAGAGCCGGCGCAGUGGACCGUUUCAGAAGCCGAGGGCCGCGAGCUCGCGAACCAGCUCGGAUGCGGCUUUCGGCAGGUGUCGGCCAAGACCGGCGAAGGGGUUGACCAAGUUCUUGACUGGCUGGUGGGCCGGGUGGCCACGGACGACAGCAGGGCUCGGCUGUGUACGAUUUUGUGA
Messenger RNA from Polychytrium aggregatum, 960 nucleotides. RefSeq names its product P-loop containing nucleoside triphosphate hydrolase protein. Gene Ontology annotation, cellular component: plasma membrane. The transcript has 3 exons. NCBI's taxonomy places the organism in Eukaryota, Fungi, Chytridiomycota, Chytridiomycetes, Polychytriales. The record is from RefSeq and is a predicted model, not a curated record. Gene Ontology annotation, biological process: signal transduction. Gene Ontology annotation, molecular function: protein binding; GTPase activity; GDP binding. The coding region runs from base 22 to 960 and encodes 312 amino acids.